UCUUUCGAAAGGCUUAUUCAAUGUUUCUCGCUCACUGGAAAAUAAGACAUUCCGACCUCAGUUUAGUCAGAUAUGAGUUUCAAUUUUGGAAUCGCACGAUACACGUGACAUUGUCUUCACAAUCGCGACUCUACCGAAAAAUGCACACCUCGCUAGAAUCUAAUUAUCUCACUUGGGAGAAGUUUCAAGCAACCACCAUUGAUCAUCGAGCCUAAAAUGUCAAUAGCUUCAUCCGAGUAUCGAAUUGUAUCGAACGAGCUGGACUGUCAAUUUGCUCGUUCAGCGUAUCAGUGAUGUGUGACUGCACGUGUGACUUCGCUUGGUAUCUGGGGAAGUUCAUCGUCGGGUUCACCGGGAUGCUGUUUCUUUACGUGGGCUUCCUGAGAGAAAAUAAGAAAAGUUGUGUAUGCGGGCCGAGAAUGAGAGAAUUACUGAGGCAGAAAAGCGAAAAACGACCAGACAGAUGUGAGUGCGGGAAAGGGAGGGAAAACAAACGUUAUCCAUGCGGAUGUAAUAAGCCGACGCAACCGUGA
Dinoponera quadriceps is the source of this 533-nucleotide messenger RNA. RefSeq lists its product as uncharacterized. NCBI's taxonomy places the organism in Eukaryota, Metazoa, Arthropoda, Insecta, Hymenoptera, Formicidae. The transcript is spliced from 4 exons. The coding region runs from base 294 to 533 and encodes 79 amino acids. The record is from RefSeq and is a predicted model, not a curated record.